Balaenoptera ricei (Rice's whale) is the source of this 1432-nucleotide messenger RNA. RefSeq names its product RAB27A, member RAS oncogene family (gene RAB27A). The coding region runs from base 273 to 938 and encodes 221 amino acids. NCBI's taxonomy places the organism in Eukaryota, Metazoa, Chordata, Mammalia, Artiodactyla, Balaenopteridae. The record is from RefSeq and is a predicted model, not a curated record. Gene Ontology annotation, molecular function: GTPase activity; GTP binding. Gene Ontology annotation, biological process: positive regulation of exocytosis; melanosome transport. The transcript is spliced from 7 exons. Gene Ontology annotation, cellular component: secretory granule; melanosome.
UGGAGGGUGGAGAGGAGGUCCCGCCCCCACCUCGCUCUCCUUUACGGGAAGUGAUGUGGGGCCCGACGGAAAAUACCCGCCGAGGACCCAAAAAAGGCCGUCAGCGGGUGGACGCGGCGCGCGCAGAAGGAGCGGCGUGGGGACCGCGGGCGGAGCAGCGUCCCUCCUGGGUUGGGCAGAUUCUCCCGAGAAGACCAUUUGAACCACCUGUCUGUGGAGUAUGCCUGCCUUCUGGAAGUCCAGUGUGUAGGUGAACCACUGAGUUCUUCAUUAUGUCUGAUGGAGACUAUGAUUACCUCAUCAAGUUUUUAGCUCUGGGAGACUCUGGAGUAGGGAAGACCAGUGUACUUUACCAGUACACAGAUGGUAAAUUUAACUCCAAAUUUAUCACGACAGUCGGCAUUGAUUUCAGGGAAAAGAGAGUGGUGUACAGAGCCAAUGGACCAGAUGGAGCCAUUGGCAGAGGCCAGAGAAUCCACCUGCAGUUAUGGGACACAGCAGGGCAGGAGAGGUUCCGCAGCUUGACAACCGCAUUCUUCAGAGAUGCUAUGGGGUUUCUUCUGCUUUUUGAUCUGACAAAUGAGCAAAGUUUCCUCAGUGUCAGAAACUGGAUAAGCCAGCUACAAAUGCAUGCAUAUUGUGAAAACCCAGAUAUAGUGUUAUGUGGAAAUAAGAGUGAUCUGGAAGACCAAAGAGUAGUAAAAGAGGAAGAAGCCAGAGGACUUGCAGAGAAGUAUGGAAUCCCCUACUUUGAAACUAGCGCUGCCAAUGGGACAAACAUAAACCAAGCGAUUGAGAUGCUCCUGGACCUGAUAAUGAAGCGAAUGGAACGGUGUGUGGACAAGUCCUGGAUUCCCGAAGGCGUGGUGCGAUCCAACGGUCACACCUCUGCAGAUCAGUUGAAUGAAGAAAAGGAAAAGGGGUCAUGUGGCUGUUGAAGAGUCCUGCGAGCUGCACAGUAAUUCAGGUGGCCCACAUCUGUGACCUGCUCUACGGUGAUACACGGCACAGGGAGAAAUUAACGGGCAUUGUGUACAAACUGCUUCUCACCGUCCCAGUUAGACCUAUCAGUAAAGCAUCCAGUUUUAAACUUACUUUGCUGCAGCUUUGUAAAUAUUUCUUUAAGAUUCAGCCUGAGAGUUAGGAGAAAUAUUUCACAUAGCCAAAAGUGCCUUAUAAAACCUUAGCCCAUGGCAGUAGAUCAUUCAAGUAUUCAGGAUUUUGUAGCCACAGAACAGUGCAUUUAUUAUGUAGGAUGACUGAAGAUACUGUCACCUGCCUUAACAUAGAUAGGCCUGGAGUCUCACAUUCAAGAUCUUAGACGUAAUUAUCAGUGUUUAACCCAAAUUUAAAGACCCUACUUGCACCAUAGGGGACCUUCUAAAAUGCCAUCUAAACCAUUUGAAUGUUAAAUAAGAAUAUACACAAAUGA